GCAAUUGUAUCCUUCCACCACCACCAUUGCCAACAGCUCCAUCUCCUUCCUCAAUUCUCCUUAUCCGGCUGAGAAGGUUAUGCCGCUCAGACAUAUAUUACCUACCACUAUACCACAAUUCUGGUAAGCUUUUUCCAAUUCUCAUGGAGUACCAGGCCGGAAAGCCGCUGAAAGUACGUAAAGACUCACACAAGAUCAGGAAACCGCAGGCGGCCGCGGCGCCCCACCACCGACCGCCGGUGGUUAUAUACACAGUCUCUCCGAAGGUGAUCCACGCAAACCCUAGUGAGUUCAUGACGCUGGUCCAGCGCCUCACCGGCUCGUCUUCCGAUGCUUCCUCUUCAUCUUCUUCGUUUCCGGGGAACAGUACCGGUGCAAUGUCACCGGAGAAGAAGAACCCGGCAGGUAGAGACGUGAACGUGGAUGAAUUCAUAGACUUAAGCACAAGAAUGGGGAAGACUGGUAUUUUAUCGGCUGGUCCUGGUGCUCUUCCAUCCAUACCAUCAAACUUGUUUUCUUCACCGACUCAUCAGCCCAACUCCAUGAAUUUCUUCCAUGAUUUGAGCCCUUUCUUGCAAGGCAGCAAGAACUUUAUGAAGAGUACUUUCAUGCCAACUUCAGCUUCAAACGUUUUCAACAAUUUCUAUGACUUCAAUUAGCCCUUUCUCUGGCCGUCUUCCUGUGGUGAGGAUGAUUCAAAUGGGGAGUAAAUGUUUUUUUUUUUUUUUUAAUUUAGAAAUUGUCCCGCAUUACGUUAUUUUUAUAUAAAAAUUCUGUAUGAAUAUCACUUUUGUUCUUUAUUGGUUAGGUUAUAUAGUUUAGGGUUUUGGUUGGGAUUUUUCUUUCUUGAUGUUUUCGGGCAACUAAACUGACUAGUCAUGAGAGGAGGCAAUCUGUCUCACAUAUCGUUCUCAUCUGUGAA
Messenger RNA from Diospyros lotus (date-plum), 922 nucleotides. Its product is annotated as protein MKS1-like. Gene Ontology annotation, cellular component: nucleus. The coding region runs from base 144 to 659 and encodes 171 amino acids. Lineage: Eukaryota; Viridiplantae; Streptophyta; Magnoliopsida; Ericales; Ebenaceae. The record is from RefSeq and is a predicted model, not a curated record. The transcript has a single exon.